AUUAUGGAUAACGCCCCAUAUCACUCGGUCCAAAAGCACAAACCACCAACUUCGGCAAACAGGAAGUUAGAAAUAAUUGCAUGGCUUCAAGAAAAAGGAAUAGAGGCCAAUGAAACAAUGCUUAAAAACGAAUUAUUGAGACUCGUUGGUCUGCACAAACCCAGCACACCAACGUAUGUCUUAGAUGACAUAGCCCAAGAAAAGGGUCAUAACGUCAUAAGACUGCCUCCAUAUCACUGCCAGUAUAAUCCGAUCGAGCUUAUCUGGGCCCAAGUAAAAGGUUACGCUGCUAGAUCUAACACAACACCACCUUUUACGGCAAAUAAAAUGCUGCAGUUACUAAACACUGCGGUUGAAAAUGUAUCUGCAGAAGAUUGGAAACAGGUAGUUACCAAAUGCAGAAAAUUAAUGGAAGAAGAUUGGGAGCGGGACGUUCGAUUUGAUAAUAUUUGCGACCAAGAGUUCAUUAUAAAUUUAAAAGAUUGCUCUAGCGAUUUUGAAAGUGAUUCGGAAAUUGAUUUGGGGUGUACUCCUUUGGAAUAAAUAAAUGUAUGUUUUAAAA
Molecule: messenger RNA, 562 nt
Organism: Melitaea cinxia (Glanville fritillary)
Lineage: Eukaryota; Metazoa; Arthropoda; Insecta; Lepidoptera; Nymphalidae
Exons: 2
Coding region: 4-543 (179 amino acids)
Molecular function (GO): nucleic acid binding
Source: RefSeq, a predicted model, not a curated record